AUGGUUACCGGUGAUGAUAGAUAUGACUCAUUUGAAGAUCUUGAUCUUACGGGAUUUGAUAAUGAUGAUAUCGCGGCUUCCUUAGCUAGUAGUGCUAAUGUUGUGUCCAAUGAGACUCUUGACACAAUUUUUCAAAAUGUCGAUGAUGGUGUUUUGCCGACAACUGAGACGAGGAAGUCAAGCGAAAAUCUUACUCCAACUUCUGAGCAGAUGGUGUCAACUUCGAUUCCAAUGGAGAUAGUUGUGGGAUGUUCCCCUCCUGUAUCUAUUCCUCCUACAACUGAACCAUUUGUUAGUGUAAUACCUCCACAAGCUGAUCAACCUCAUUCAAAGAGGAGAAGACUUGAUGAAAGACAAUCCGAGCUAAUUACUAGUUUGGUCAGUGGUCUUCCUACACUGCCAAUUACUACUGCUACUACACGACUUUCUGCGACAAAGAUGUUCGCAACUGGACCUAGUUCAGUUUUUGAUGUUGGCGGCCCCUCAGCUCCUCCCGGUUUUCCUGUUCCAAGAUUAAAUAAGGAUGCUGCUUCUGAGAGGCUGGCUUUGCACAUGGCAGAAGAACAGCUUCGUUCGUCCAGUCCUCAAGGAAAGAGCAUUUCUAUAAACAAAGGGGGUGCUCCAGAUGAUGAUUCAUCUUUUGCUAGUUUGCAAAAGGAGAUUGCUGUGCUAAUUCAGAAGAACAUAGAGCUUGACAUUCAAGUAGCUGAACUUCGUGCUCAAAACAUUAAGCUUCGUACUCAAGUGUCUAAGCUUCAGUCAGAUAGAACUUAUCUUGGCGGACAUUUGGCAGAAGUUAAAAGGGAUAAGAAAGUGAAAAGUAAGCAGAUUUCUGAUCUUCAAGAACAUUCCAAUCUGCUAACUUCGAGCUACUUUGAAUUGAAAAAGAAAUUGGAGGAUGAUUUUGGUGAGAAGUAUAAAACGAACAUAGAAGAACAAAGAAUAAAUUUACAUGUGCAAGCAUAUCCAGUAAAUGUGCCAACUGGUCAAUCUUCUGGUUCUGCUGAACGUAUUGCUGUUGUUCCUCCUAUGGCUUCUCAUAUUCAAGAGAUCAUUCGGAAAAAUCAAGAAGAUGAUACUGAGAAGGGGCAGUUGUUAUUCAAGAGAAAUGCUACUCAGGGUCUUCGAUUAAACCAUGUCAAACUUCAAACUUCAAAGCAAAACUCCCGUUUUGCCCAUACUGACCCUCGUAUAAGAUCGACCAACAACACUUCUUUCCUUCCCCUCACUAAACACAGAGGUAUUGCAUAUUUGCAUCAGAUGGGUUCCGAAGCAGAACUUUGUAAGCCACAUGCCAUAUGUAUCCCCUAUCCAGCACAAGGCCACAUCAACCCCAUGAUGAAACUUGCCAAGCUCCUUCACUUUAAGGGCUUCCAUAUCUCCUUCGUCAACACCCACUACAACCAUAAGCGCCUGCUCAGAUCCCGAGGUCCUUCAUCCCUCAAAGGCCUCCCAGAUUUUCGUUUUCACUCCAUUCCCGAUGGUCUUCCGCCAUCUGACGCUGAAGCCACCCAGUCAAUCCCUGACAUCUGUGAAUCUGUUCCUAAGCACUGUCUGGAACCUUUCUGUGAGCUUAUCACUAAGCUUAAUGGUGGUGAGGAGUCCGAUGUGCCCCCAGUGAGUUGUAUUAUAUCCGAUGGGUGCAUGAGCUUUACACUUACAGCUGCCGAGAGGUUUGGGUUGCCGGAAGUAUUGUUCUGGACACCAAGUGCCUGCGGGCUUUUGGGUUACACUCGCUAUCGUGAACUUCUUCAGAGGGGGUAUACUCCCCUCAAAGAUAUAAACGACAUAACAAAUGGGUAUUUGGAAACAAGCUUGGAUUGGAUUCCUGGAAUGAAUAACAUACGACUAAGGGAUUUACCGAGCUUCAUUCGAACCACAGACAUAAACGACAUCUUGUUCAACUAUCUUAUGACCGAAGCAGAAACUCUUCCUAGGGGUACGGCUAUUGUGCUGAACACAUUUGAUGCCUUAGAACAAGAUAGUGUUAACCCUUUAAUUGAGAUAAACCCACGAACCUACACCAUUGGCCCACUACACUUGAUGCAACGACAUAUUGAUGAUGAUCGGCUCAAAGAUAUUGGCUCCAAUCUUUGGAAAGAAGACGAUAAUUGCAUCAAGUGGCUAGACACAAAAGACAUUGGCUCCGUUGUUUACGUGAACUUUGGAAGUAUUACAGUAAUGACAAAAGAACAACUCAUCGAGUUUGGGUGGGGUCUUGCUAAUAGCAAGAAGAAUUUCUUAUGGAUAACUAGGCCGGACAUUGUGGGAGGCAAAGAGGCCUUGAUGCCACAAGAGUUUGUGGAUGAGACAAAAGAGAGAGGCUUGGUGACUAGUUGGUGUCCUCAAGAACAGGUUUUGAGGCAUUCAGCAAUCGGGGUAUUCUUGACUCACAGUGGAUGGAACUCAACUAUUGAGAGUAUUAGCAGCGGUGUUCCAGUGAUUUGUUGGCCGUUUUUUGCAGAGCAACAAACAAAUUGUCGGUAUAGUUGUGUAGAGUGGGGGAUUGGAAUGGAAAUUGAUACAGAUGUUAAGAGAGAGGAGGUGGAGGCUCAGGUGAGGGAUAUGAUGGAUGGGAAGAAAGGGAAGAUUAUGAAAAGUAAGGCUUUGGAGUGGAAGAAGGAAGCAGAAGAAGCCGUUGCUAUUAGUGGAUCGUCUUAUCUCAACUUUGAAAAAUUAAUCAGUGAGGUUCUUUUAAGGAAGUGCAGUUGAUAUUUGGUUGCUAUUGGUCAAUAUGUCAACAAAAGUUUUGGAAAAAACCACUCAGUUAAAUUGUUUCUUUUCCGGCAGCUUAAACAUCAUCAAAAAGAUAUUGCGAUCAUUUUGAAUCUAUCAUAAAUAAAUGAAAAAUGCGGAUGAUGUAUUGUUUACUUUUAAAACAUGAAAAGAUUUGCAGCAACAUA
Molecule: messenger RNA, 2903 nt
Organism: Lactuca saligna
Lineage: Eukaryota; Viridiplantae; Streptophyta; Magnoliopsida; Asterales; Asteraceae
Source: the annotation of a GenBank genome assembly